Molecule: messenger RNA, 1047 nt
Organism: Bipolaris victoriae FI3
Lineage: Eukaryota; Fungi; Ascomycota; Dothideomycetes; Pleosporales; Pleosporaceae
Exons: 1
Coding region: 1-1047 (348 amino acids)
Source: RefSeq, a predicted model, not a curated record
AUGGAGCUCGCUGCUUCACACGCACAGUGCCAGUCACUGGGGAAACGACAAGCCGUCUCAAACGCCAAGCUUCGAGAAUCACUCCAGAAUCUUGCCAUCUCUCAAGAUGAAGCGCAGAGCCUGCGAACUCAAAUGCAAGCGUUACAGAAAGAGAUGCUUGCCCAACUAUCCAAAGUCGAAGUCAUUUCUGAUGAGACAUUUGCUCGGGACUUCCACAUUCUUGCUUCCCUUGUAAAAUCACUCAGCCUCUCAGUUCAGUCAGCACAAGACGUAGAUGUUGUGGAGGUUUUGGAUCCCAUACUGCCCCUGAAUCAUGUUGCAAAGCACCACUGGGAUACCCGCGCACGCAAGAAGGAUUAUAUUGAGGCAUGGAUAUGGUCUUUCCUUAUCAUGAUGGUUUUCGAACACCCUUUCAGUUUCUGGGGAAGCUCCAGAGCUCUCUAUGAUAACUGGAAGCUUACCUUCGGUGAGAGUGUUGAGAACGACUGGCCAGAGCCUACCCCAAAAUCUGAGAACUGGCGACGCACCACAACGGAGGAAUUGGUUGGACGGAUUGGGCGUGAAACCGUAACUUCAGGGCAAAUCCAUGGGGGUCGUCAUCGACAUGACAAACAUGCUCAGAAGAUGCAAACUUCGGUGCUCAAGACACGAGAACGAGUCGCCAAUACUAUCAGUGCGCAUCUCACAAUAAUUGAACCAAAUUGCGAGCUUUCGCAUAUUUCGGACAUUGUUGACCGGGCAUUUGCAUUGGCUCUGGACAUAUCCAUUCAGCCUUCCCGCAUCCAAUUUACUUGGCCAGAAGUUGGAGACGAUUUUGAAGUAGACCAUAUGUCUCCGAUUCCCGAUCGCAAUGGUCAAGACAUCGAUGGAGGUGUUGUUGCAUUCAUUGUCAACCCUGGACUCACUCGAUGGGGCGAUGCCCGCGGGCAGAAUUUCGAGAAAUGCCACGAGAUUGUGCCAUCUCUGGUGCAGCUUGAACCGGUGCAGGCCCAGCGAAGAAGUCUUCGUAGUUGUGUCAAAAUCAAGCAGGAGAGGGGAUAUGCUUAG